Messenger RNA from Mizuhopecten yessoensis (Yesso scallop), 1568 nucleotides. RefSeq names its product GTP-binding protein SAR1-like. The transcript has 6 exons. The coding region runs from base 154 to 744 and encodes 196 amino acids. Gene Ontology annotation, biological process: vesicle organization; intracellular protein transport; membrane organization. Gene Ontology annotation, cellular component: COPII vesicle coat; endoplasmic reticulum exit site. Gene Ontology annotation, molecular function: GTPase activity; GTP binding. The record is from RefSeq and is a predicted model, not a curated record. NCBI's taxonomy places the organism in Eukaryota, Metazoa, Mollusca, Bivalvia, Pectinida, Pectinidae.
UGCUAUGUCAGCGCCAGCCAAGCAAUCGCUAAUGAUAUUGUGUUUUCUUCCAGUAUAAAUAUCUUGAAAUACCAACUAUAGCACAACUUUAACCUUUUACACACGAAACUAGAACGGCAUUGCCAGCGUCUAGGACAAUACUUCAACAAAACCAUGUUUCUCUGGGAUUGGAUGCAGUCAGUUCUGCAAUUUUUCGGCUUCAAUAGAACCGCUAAGAUCAUGAUUGUUGGACUGGACAACGCGGGCAAGUCCACCCUACUGACCAUGCUGAAGACAGGACGUGCUGUGCAGUUCCCGCCGACAGGCCAGGCACGAUGUGAAGAGAUGACUAUUGGUGGACUUACCAUACAGGCAUACGAUCUCGGCGGACAUAUGACAAUGCGGAGAGUUUGGCUGGAUUACUUCCCCGCUGUAGAUGGGAUUGUUUACAUCAUCGACUCGGCAGACAGAGAGAGACUCCAGGAGAGCAAAAACGAACUUUCGAGGAUCGUUGAAGACCCCGAUAUACCUCCGGUUCCUAUUCUUAUACUUGGUAACAAGACGGACAAAGCAACAGCUAUCGGCAAGGAAGAGCUCAUAAUGAAAUUUGGCCUACAGUGUCAUCUGAAUCAGGAGGCGAGAUUCCAGGAGGCGGAUGAUGAUACAUCACAACGCCGGAAGUGUCAGCUGUUUAUGUGUAGUCUACUGAAGAAAAAUGGAUACGGGGACGCCUUCCGGUGGUUGGCAAAGGCCACAAACAAAUAAACGUGAUGGCACUAAAAAAUAUAGUAAUAUGUCUGCCACGUAGAAACAGAUCAUUACAUGACAGCCUUAAAGGACGUAGAUGGUGACCCCGACGAUGACAAGAUAAAUCGUUCCUGAAAACAAAAACAUAACUUACGGAACUUAAUGAAAACAAAACUUAACACCAAUCAACAACAGUGAUUUGAGUGUAAGAAUGAUAUGAGGACAUACCUGGAUGUUAACCAAGAUUAUCUUAUCAUUAUACGUAAUUUCACUCUUAAGAACUGAGCUGCUAGUCAACGGUAGUACUACAUGUAGUACCCCUGCAACGACGCUAGUUAUAUUUAAAACAAAUUAGUAAAGGAGCGAGUUCGGUUUAUACGAACAAAAAACAGUGGAUUGUUUUCUAGCGUUUGCCUGCUAUGGGACAGUGAUCCUUAAUUGACUACAAUGAUGUAUUUCAGACCUCGGGGACAAUGCUAUCUAACAGGAUCAGAUUACAUGAGAUUAUUCUAAACACAUUAUAUGUUAGUAAAAAUUGUAUACGUGAUAUAAAUGUUUUACAAUGUAAAAAAAUAUGUUACAUGUGAAAUCUUGAAUGUUGCAAUGUCAAUGCAAUUUUUACCAAUUGAAAUUGUGUCUCUUUCAAACGUGACACAUCAUAUUAUAGUAAUUAUGUUUGUUAGAACUAUGGGAGGUGUAAUUGACCUCCACUUCUGCUAUUGUAAUGCAGUAGAUAAAUGAAGUAUGAAUAUGAAUUUAGUCCUAUUACUGUGUAAAGUGAUACAUUUAUAUUUUUGUACAUUGUUAUUAAAUUCGGUUUUAAAAGUUAUAUCAUUUAUUGU